AUGGACAUCUCUAAACCAGUUGGUUCAGAAAUCAAGUCUGUUGAUUUUGGUGUUUUGUCUGAUAAUGAAAUUAAAAGAUUGUCAGCUAAACAAAUCACCAAUCCAACAGUCUUUGAUAAUUUAGGUCAUCCAAUAAAUUCAGGUCUUUAUGAUUUAGCAUUGGGUGCUUUCUUAAGAAAUGUAUGUACUACUUGUGGAUUAGAUGAAAAGUUUUGUCCUGGUCAUAUGGGUCAUAUCGAAUUACCUGUUCCUGUUUAUAAUCCGUUAUUUUUCAAUCAAUUGUAUAUCUUAUUAAGAUCUUCAUGUUUAUAUUGUCAUAAAUUCAAAUUGAAUGAAUUGGAAGUUCAUAACUAUAAAUGUAAAUUACGUUUGAUUCAAUAUGGUUUAUUAUUAGAAUGUGUUGAGUUGGAUAAUAUGUUAGCUCAAACUGGUGCUAGUUCUACUGAUAAUGACGAUGUGGAAGAUGAUGAUAAUGAAGGCACUUCCAUUGACAAUAAAAGUAGAAAAGAAUUAAUGGAACGUCGUGAAUUAUUUGUUAGUACUGCCAUUGCUAAAGCUCUUAGUGAAGGAAGAACCAGUGAAAGAGGUGUCAUUACUGCUACUGUCGGUGAAGAAAGAAAAGCAACCAUUCAUGAUUUCUACAAAAGAUUGUUGAGCAGACCAAAGUGUGAUAACUGUGGGAUGUAUUCUCCAUCAUUCAGAAAGGAUGGUUUCACCAAGAUCUUUGAAAACUCUUUGACUGAUAAGCAAAUUACCAAUAAUCGUGUCAAAGGUUUACAACGUCCUGAUAUGAUUAAAAACACUAAGGGAUCUACUCAAACUUCUGCUACUGAAAAUAUUCCAAAUUUAAAGCAUAAAGCUGGUUCAAAGUAUGUCUUAUCUUCUGAAAUUAGAAAUAUUAUGAGAGCUGUUUUUGAAAACGAACAGCCAAUCAUUCAAAAAGUCUUCCAUUCAAGACCUUAUCAACGUGAAAUUGUUAGAGGAGAUAUCUUCUUCAGACAAGCAUUAUUAGUCCCACCAACUAGAUUUAGAUUACCUUCUAAAUUAGGUGAUGAAAUUCAUGAAAAUGCUCAAAAUGAAUUAUUAUCAAACAUUUUAAAGACAUCUCUUUUAAUCAGGGAAUUAAAUGAUCAAAUUUCAGGCAUGUACAAAGAUAAAAUAAGUGGAGAGAACAAAAAGAUCGUUUUCAACAGAUUAAUGAAUUCUUUUGUCACCAUCCAAAACGAUGUCAAUGCAUUUAUUGAUUCUACUAAGAAUCAAAACGCACCAGCAGGUAAAGCUCCAAACCCAGGUAUCAAGCAAGCAUUAGAAAAGAAGGAAGGUUUAUUCAGAAAACAUAUGAUGGGUAAGAGAGUCAAUUAUGCUGCUCGUUCGGUCAUUUCUCCAGAUCCUAAUUUGGAAACUAAUGAAAUUGGUGUUCCACCAGUUUUUGCAAAGAAAUUAACAUAUCCUGAACCAGUUACUCCUCAUAAUGCAGCUGAAUUAAGACAAGCAGUUACCAAUGGUCCAGAUAAAUGGCCAGGUGCAGUUCAAGUUCAAAAUGAAGAUGGAUCAUUAGUAUCCUUAAUCGGGAUGAGUUUGGAACAACGUAAAGCUAUUGCUAAUCAAUUAUUAACCCCUUCAAAUGGUGCUUCAGUUGUCAACAAGAAAGUUUAUAGACAUAUCAAGAACAAUGAUGUUGUGAUUAUGAAUCGUCAACCUACUUUGCAUAAAGCUUCUAUGAUGGGUCAUAAAGUUAGAGUUUUACCAGGUGAAAAGACGUUAAGAUUACAUUAUGCUAAUACUGGUGCUUAUAAUGCCGAUUUCGAUGGUGAUGAAAUGAAUAUGCAUUUCCCUCAAAAUGAAAAUGCAAAGGCUGAAGCUUUGAAUUUGGCUAAUACUGAUAAUCAAUAUUUAACUCCAACUUCAGGAUCUCCAUUAAGAGGGUUGAUUCAAGAUCAUAUUUCCGCUGGUGUUUGGUUAACUAGUAAAGACACUUUCUUCACCAGAGAGAUGUAUCAACAAUUGAUUUAUGGAUGUAUUAGACCAGAAGAUGGACAUACUACCAGAAGUAAAAUUAUCACUGUUCCUCCAACUAUCUUCAAGCCUGAACCAUUAUGGACCGGUAAGCAAGUCAUUACAACUAUGUUAUUAAAUAUCAAACCAGACGGUGUUCCAGGUGUUAACUUGAUUUCUAAGAAUAAGAUUAAGAGUGACUAUUGGGGUGAAGGAUCUACUGAAAACGAAGUCAUUUUCAAGAAUGGUGAAUUAUUAUGUGGUAUUUUGGAUAAAUCUCAAUAUGGUGCUUCUCAAUACGGUAUUGUGCAUUCCUUGCAUGAAGUCUAUGGUGCCACAGUUGCUGGUAAGGCUUUGAGUGUCUUGGGUAGAUUAUUCACUAAUUAUAUUAUGAUGACCGCAUUCACUUGUGGUAUGGAUGAUUUAAGAUUAACUGAAGAAGGUAAUGGAUGGAGAAAGGAAAUCUUGAAACAAUCAGUUGAUAUUGGUAGAGUUGCUGCUACUGAAGUUACAAACUUACCUACUGAUACAUCUAACCAUGACGGUGAAUUAUUAAGAAGAUUAGAAGAAAUUUUAAGAGAUGAUAAUAAAUUAGGUAUUUUGGAUGCAAUUACUCAAUCUAAAGUCAACACAAUUACUUCUCAAGUUGUUUCCAGGUGUGUUCCAGAUGGUACUAUGAAACGUUUCCCUUACAAUUCGAUGCAAGCGAUGGCACUUUCCGGUGCCAAGGGUUCCAAUGUUAAUGUUUCCCAAAUUAUGUGUCUUUUAGGUCAACAAGCUUUAGAAGGUAGAAGAGUCCCAGUUAUGGUUUCUGGUAAGACAUUACCAUCUUUCAAGCCAUUUGAAACUGAUGCCAGGGCCGGUGGUUAUAUUAAAGGUCGUUUCUAUUCUGGUAUUAGACCACAAGAAUAUUAUUUCCAUUGUAUGGCUGGUAGAGAAGGUUUAAUUGAUACUGCUGUCAAGACUUCCAGAUCUGGUUAUUUACAACGUUGUUUGACUAAACAAUUGGAAGGUGUUCAUGUCAGUUAUGAUAAUUCGGUUAGAGAUGGAGAUGGUACAUUAAUCCAAUUCUUAUAUGGUGGUGAUGCCGUUGAUACUACUAAACAAUCUCAUAUGCAUCAAUUCAAAUUCUGUGCUGAUAAUUAUGAUGCAUUAUUGGCUAAAUAUAACCCAGGUGAUUUAACUGAUAAUUUGGAUACUGAAGAAGCACUUUCAUAUGCUAAGAAGGUUCGUAAAUCACUUAAGAAACAAAAGGACUUACCUCAUUAUGAACAAACAAUCAAAUAUGAUCCAGUUAUGAAUGUAUUCAACCCAGCUAAAUACUUAGGUUCUGUAUCUGAAAAAUUCCAAGAGAAAUUAGACUCAUUCGUUUCUAAUAAUUCAUCAAUGUUUGCUAAAUCUAAAGAAGAAGCUAAAUCUACUGGUAAAUUGACUGAAAAGAAAUUCAGAGCCUUGAUGCAAUUGAAAUAUAUGAGAUCCUUAAUUAAUCCAGGUGAAUCAGUUGGUAUUAUUGCCUCUCAAUCUAUUGGUGAACCAUCUACCCAAAUGACAUUAAACACUUUCCAUUUCGCCGGUCACGGUGCUGCAAAUGUUACUUUAGGUAUUCCACGUAUGAGAGAAAUUAUUAUGACUGCUUCAGCUGCCAUUAAAACUCCACAAAUGACCUUACCUAUCUUAGAUGACGUUAACGAUGAACAAGCAGACGCUUUCUGUAAAUCAGUUGCUAGAGUUGUUAUGUCUGAAUUUAUUGAUAAAGUUAUGGUUACUGAAACUACUUCACAAUCUGAAGAUGGAUCCAGUUCACGUUCCUAUGUCAUUAACUUGAAAUUCUAUACCAAAGAAGAAUAUGAAACUGAAUAUGAUAUUGAACAAACUCAAUUGGAAAACGUCAUCACAUCUAAAUUAUUACAUGCUUUAGAAUCUCAAAUUGUUAAGGAAGUUAAGAAACAAAAGAAGCCAGACCAUUUACCAACUGUGGGUAAAUCCGCCGGUAAGACUGAUAUGGAAACUGUGCUGGGUAAGAUCACCGAAUUAACUGGUGACGAAGAUGCUGAAGAAGAAAAGAUGCGUGGUAAUGUCAAACAAGCUGUUUCUUACGAUGGACCAGACGAUGAAGAAAUUGAAACUAUGAAGAAGGCUGAAGAAACCAGUGAUGAAGAAAUGGAAGAUAGUGAUAGUGAAGAUAAAGAAAGUUCUGAUGAAUCAGACGAUGAAGAGGAUGUGGACAUGGAUGCUGCAGCAUCUACCAAGGAGUUAUCUAGAUCUGCCAAGGAUCGUCAAGCUGACGUGAUUGCUUCUCAUCACAUGGUUACUCAAUUCAACUUUGAUGAUGAUAAUGGUGAAUGGUGUGAAUUCAGAUUGGAAUUAAAUGGUAAUGAAACUCAAAAGUUAUUGAUGGUUAAUAUUGUGGAAGAUUUGUGUCGUAAAGUGGUUGUUCGUGAAAUUCCUCAUAUUGGGAGAUGUGUUCGUCCACAACCUGAUUCUAAGGGUAAUAGAACCUUAACCACUGAAGGUGUUAACUUCAAGGCUAUGUGGGAUCAAGAUGACUUCAUUAAUGUCAACAACAUCACAUCGAAUGACGUUGCUGCUGUUUUGAGAACCUAUGGGGUUGAGGCUGCUAGAAAUACAAUCGUGAACGAAAUUUAUCGCGUUUUCGAUACUUAUGGUAUCAGUGUUUCUUCACGUCAUUUAGAUUUGAUUGCCGAUAUGAUGACUAGAGAAGGUUCAUAUCUUGCUUUUAAUAGACAAGGUAUUGAUAGUGGUACUUCUGCAUUCAUGAAGAUGUCGUAUGAAACUACAUGUCAAUUCUUAACCAAAGCAGUUUUGGACGGUGAUCGUGAAGAAUUAGAAUCACCUUCUGCUCGUAUUGUAUUGGGUAAAUUAUCCAAUGUUGGUACUGGUUCUUUUGAUGAUUGGCUUUGGUAUGGAAUGACGGCUAGUCGACUAAACGCUAUGUUGGGUCUAUGGGAAUAUGGAAAGAAUGACGUUGUACUAAACAGUGAUGAGAUUGGUGACGAUUUCCCCUAUCAGAAUGUUAGUAUUGUAAGCACAGAAACAUCUCACGUGAACUAUCUACAGUUUUUAGAGAAUUUUAAUAAGCAUAAGCAUAAGAUGCCUGUGUGUCUGCAUAUUUUUGGUAGUAUUGAACAGGUGCUAUAUCUGACUGGAGAUGCUGUACCUCAGGAUAUGGACAGAAGGCACUCGACUGAUGGCUCGAUUGAAGAAGAGUUUGGUGAAGUACACGAUAGUAUUGAUGAAAGUGAUACACGAAAGCAAAUUAUCCACAUAACGACUUCAUUAAAAGAAUUGACUAUAAGCUCAUCACGACCUAAUACCAAAUGA
Molecule: messenger RNA, 5337 nt
Organism: Hemisphaericaspora subhashii
Lineage: Eukaryota; Fungi; Ascomycota; Pichiomycetes; Serinales; Debaryomycetaceae
Gene: RPA190
Product: DNA-directed RNA polymerase I core subunit
Exons: 2
Coding region: 1-5337 (1778 amino acids)
Biological process (GO): DNA-templated transcription
Cellular component (GO): RNA polymerase I complex
Molecular function (GO): DNA-directed RNA polymerase activity; DNA binding
Source: RefSeq, a predicted model, not a curated record